Phycodurus eques (leafy seadragon) is the source of this 3181-nucleotide messenger RNA. RefSeq names its product leucine-rich repeat LGI family, member 3 (gene lgi3). Gene Ontology annotation, biological process: regulation of exocytosis. The transcript is spliced from 11 exons. Bases 315 to 2036 code for a protein of 573 amino acids. The record is from RefSeq and is a predicted model, not a curated record. Gene Ontology annotation, cellular component: synaptic vesicle. Gene Ontology annotation, molecular function: protein binding. NCBI's taxonomy places the organism in Eukaryota, Metazoa, Chordata, Actinopteri, Syngnathiformes, Syngnathidae.
UAACACCUUUGUGGCUCCUGUCUGAAAUGCUUUGCCUGGAGCAGCUGGGAUUUUCCUUGGAAAGGAACUCAGCCCCAGUAGAAGAAAGCAUCAUUUCUCAUCAAUCUUGCUGCACAGUCUCUCACAGCAUAGAAGAUGAAUCCAGGGAAACUGUAAAGCACCCGCACCCACCCAGGAGACACAGGAAGCCCCCUCCGUCCCCCUCCCCUCUCUCUCAACUCUGCACUCAGCGUUAGUGCUGGGCUGUUCGGCAGUGUGCUCAUUGUCUGCCAACACGGCACCUGAUUUCUGCUCCCUUCUCCUCCUGCUCAAGUAUGAUGGAGCUUGGACCAAGGUGCCUCAAUGUGAUCUACUUGUCGGUUCUGUGUCUGUCUCUCUGCCUGCCAGGAGACACGAACACAAAAAAGGCCAUCAAGAUACCCCGCUGUCCAGCGACCUGUUCGUGCACCAAAGACAGUGCCUUCUGUGUGGAUACAAAGGCAAUACCGAAGAGCUUCCCACCUGGGAUCAUUUCUUUGACGAUAGUGAACGCAGCAUUUACGACGAUCCCAGAGGGAGCUUUCUCACACCUUCACCUACUCCAAUUUCUACUCUUGAACUCAAACACAUUCUCCACAAUUUCGGAUGACGCUUUUGCUGGCCUGUCUCACCUGCAGUACCUGUUCAUUGAGAAUAAUGAAGUACAAACUCUCUCAAAGUAUGCCUUCCGAGGACUAAAAUCUCUGACUCAUCUAUCCCUCUCAAACAACAACCAGCAACAGCUGCCCAGAGAUCUAUUUAAACACCUGGAUCUCCUCACAGACUUGGACCUGCGAGGAAACUCUUUCCACUGUGACUGUAAGAUCAAGUGGUUGGUUGACUGGAUAGAAAAGAGCAAUACUUCAGUUCCUCCCAUAUACUGUGCAAGCCCCUUUGAAUUCCAGGGACGGAGAAUCCAUGAUCUUGUCCCGAGAGACUUCAACUGCAUCAGUGCAGAUUUUGCCGUUUAUGAAACGUUUCCUUUCCAGUCUGUGUCUGUGGAGUCUUAUGAGUUCUGCGGAGAUCAGUUUGUUGCCUUUGCUCAACCUGAAUCAGGUUUCUGCACUCUUUAUGUGUGGGAUCAUGUAGAAAUGGCCUUUAGGACAUUUCAUAAUAUUACAUCUCGUUCAGCGCUGUACUGCAAACCAGUGGUGAUGGACAACACACUUUACAUGGUUGUGGCCCAACUUUUUGGCGGAUCUCACAUCUACAAAUGGGAAGAGGACCCCCUUCGUUUUGUGAAGAUCCAAGAUAUUGACACAAUUCGUGUGAGGAAGCCCAACUUCGUGGAGACCUUCCAUUUGGAUGCUGAAUGUCCCUCCAUCCUUGGCACCGUGACACGCAUGUGGAGUUUCUCGAUGUUGGAGGAAAGCCUCACCUCAUCCUCUCCAGUGCCACUCAACCACCAGUGGUUUACCAGUGGAACCGAGGCCAGAAGCAGUUUGAUUUCUUCUCUCAAAUCACAGAGCAAGCUGACGUGCAGAUGGUCAAGCACUUUUGGGUUAGAAAGGCGCUUUACCUGUGCCUUACCCGCUUCAUUGGUGACUCAAAGAUUCUCCGCUGGGAAGGCCAGCGUUUCAUUGAGAUCCAAGCUCUUCCCUCUCGCGGUUCGAUGGUUGUGUAUCCCUUCACAGUGGGUCUUCGUCAGUAUCUUAUCCUUGGGAGUGAUUUCUCCUUUUCCAGAGUGUACUUGUGGGAUGAUCUCACUCAGCGCUUUCAGCCCUUCCAAGAACUUAACAUCAGAGCUCCAAGGGCCUUCAGCUUGGUGUCAGUCGACAACAAAGACAUUCUGGUGGCUGCCAGUUUCAAGGGCAAUUCCCUGGCCUACCAGCAUCUGCUGGUCGAUCUCAGUGCUAAGUAGAGAUGUGAGAGACUACAGGAUGUGCCAAAAACAACAACAUGCAGCCAUACAGGUGCAUCUCAAAUUAGUUGUGGAAAACUCAGUUUAUUCAAGUCGAUCAAUUCAAAGUGAAAUUCAUUUAUUACUCUACAUAAGAGUCACUACACAUAAUACAUAAAUAUUUAAUGUGUAUAAUUUUGAUUAUUUAUAGCUUAGUGCUGACGGAAACCUCCAAGUUAGGUCGGUAUAAUGACUUUCACUUUUUGAAUUGAACAACGGAAAUAAGUAAACUUUUCUACAAUUGUAAUUUAUUGGGAUGCACCUGUAUGGAAGUUUUGUUAUUUCACACGUUUUAAAUGACUAACUUAAAAAUGAUUCAAAUCUAUUUUCUGAAUUAUCCCAAGAAAUCGUGCAUUAAUAAUGUUAUAAUUUAGCCUCAGUGCCAUGCUGACUGAAAUGUCAAGUUACUGCUUCUGUAUAUAUUGUUAUCGUUGAAAUGCAUGUGAAUUUAUUGAAUCAGUCACUUGCAGUGUUGCCACAGUUACUUUGAAAAAGUACCUUACUUAGUUACUUUACUGAUUACUUCAUUAGAUUAAGUUAGAUUAAGAAAUUAGAUUACAAGUAACUUUUUCGUUACUUUCAGCAGCUGCCAUGUGGCAGGAAUAUCACUUAUCCACUGUACAAAAAAAAAACGCAUUAGCUAAACCGUACCCAUAACUUGGUAAUGUACGUCAAGAAUAACGUCACCAACAUGAACCAAUAACUGAAAUGUGUGUGCAGUGGAAACCACAUUAAAUGAGUAGCAUUUAAAGUAACUAUUGAUAGUAUGAUAUGGUAACUGUAAUCUAAUUAAUUCCCUGGCUAUAACAACACGGCAUUAAUCGUUUCUCAGAAUGGCCACCAUUUAAGAGUAACACGUUACAGUUAAAAAGGUAUCACUGGAUAGUGAUGUUAUGUUUGAUACGUGGUGAAAAAGGAUAUUGAAGUUUACGUGUAAAAUUUUUAAAAGCUAUAAAUCAUCACUGCAGCACCUCAAAUUUUGAAAUAUAUUUAUAUAAUAUUACAUAUCCUUAUGUCCUCAUUUUAUUUUGCACUAACAACAAACAUUUGAUUCACAAGGAGAGAACAAAUUAAAUGACACUGCGAGUCAAUUUAAUAGUUGUUUAUCAUGGAUUUUGUCUUCAUUAAUGUAUAAUGUAAUUGUGUUAUUAAUCCUCUUAAUGCAAUAUAUAUUUUUUGGAUGCGUUGGAAAAAUUAGGAGUGCAAUGUCUAAUUCAGUGGAUUGAUAUCAUUAAUCACUUUAGCACUAAUGUAUGUUUUUGA